AUCACCCUCACCAUCAUCACCACCACCACCGCCACUCUAGUGUGAAGGCAAACUUUAUUAUCAUCAUCACCAUGACUUUGCCUUACCAACAAGACGCAGCCAAGCCAAACACCGCUGAACCACUCCACAGUCACCUCCUCUACAGGUAACAUCACCACCAUCACCAAGUAUACAAGGAAACAGGGUCAUAAUAUUGGGUCAACCACGAAGGUCAAAGGUCACAGGUCAUUCCACGAUGGUACAGUUCAACGGGGCAUACAAACUGGAGAGGAGCGAUAAUAUGGAAGAGUUUCUGGCCAAGAUGAACGUAGGUUACCUGAAGAGAAAGCUGGCUCUCUCCAUGAAGCCCACAGUGGAGGUGAAGGUGGAGGGGAACAGGUGGAGGUUGGUCACCCACACACCUGCCUCAACCCUUACCUGGAGUUUCACCUUGGGGCAGGAGGUGACGCUAACCUCCAGUCAAGGUGGUGAGACUAAGGCCAUCUUCACCCUGGAAGGAGAAAAACUAAUACAGAGCAACUUGAAAGGCGCUGAAGAAAACGUGGAUAUUGUGAGACAGUUUACAGGCGACGAAAUACUCAUGAAACUUACCCACAAGCCUUCAGGAGUUCAGUGCACAAGGGUUUUUAAAAGAAAAUAAGCAACUUCCUCUACCUCCUCCUUCUUCUCCUCCUCCUCCUCCUCCGCCUUUUACUCUACAGGUGAUGGCGUCGGGAAGGACCUUA
Eriocheir sinensis (Chinese mitten crab) is the source of this 725-nucleotide messenger RNA. RefSeq names its product fatty acid-binding protein homolog 5-like. Lineage: Eukaryota; Metazoa; Arthropoda; Malacostraca; Decapoda; Varunidae. Gene Ontology annotation, biological process: fatty acid transport. The record is from RefSeq and is a predicted model, not a curated record. The transcript is spliced from 5 exons. Gene Ontology annotation, molecular function: fatty acid binding. Gene Ontology annotation, cellular component: cytosol; nucleus. Bases 236 to 640 code for a protein of 134 amino acids.